Molecule: messenger RNA, 5050 nt
Organism: Magallana angulata
Lineage: Eukaryota; Metazoa; Mollusca; Bivalvia; Ostreida; Ostreidae
Exons: 5
Coding region: 545-1792 (415 amino acids)
Biological process (GO): intracellular signal transduction
Source: RefSeq, a predicted model, not a curated record
UUAUAUUUAUCGACCCCGUCAUAACAGAGUUGACAGGUGAAAAACCCCCAUCUUCGAUUAACUGAGGUCUUUAAAUUGGAUUUCGUCAGCUUGAAGGACUUCAUUGUCAUUCGUAAGACUUUUCUUUAGUGUGAUCAUUGAUAAAUAAUUGACAGAUGUGGUGCAUAGAGAUCCUGUAAUAUUUGUUUAAAUCAUCAAAUAUGCUAAUUAGUUGAGCGAUUCAGCGAGGUCAUACUUUAUGAAUGGACAGAAACAGCUGACUUUGUUCUUUAAAAGAACAAACACAUGACCUAGAGAAUUUGAGGGGAUAAUACAUUUGGCAAACUCACUGCUUAAAGAUUUGAACACCCUAGGCCUAAAUCUGAAAAUGGUCAGGAAAAAGAUAUCUGAAAAUGAUACCUGUUCAUGUGGAUGGUAAGGUGACAAUAUGUCAAUGAAACUUGCACUGACUACAGGAUAGAGGCCUUUUGACACCUAACUUCACCAAGCCCAGAGAUAAAGGAAUUUUUUAUUGCAACAACGCAAGACUCUUCAGCUGCAAAGAAUGGGUGCGGAGGAAAGUAAAGGAGGGAACUAUGGACUGAUGGGAGCUACCUCAGUGGAAUCUAACAUGAAUAAGCAGGCUACGGCAGCGAGGCCCUGGUCCUUGCUUCACAUGUGUUCACUGGAGCAAUGGAAGAAUGGACAUGCAGAGGCUGCCGGAUUCAGUGAAACGUCCAUGACGUGUAGUGGGGCGGUGUUCAAGGAUUGCAGUCCUACUUUCUGUAUGAACAGACAGGGCAUCAUCAAUAUCAACAAGUCAAGCUCAGUUUUCAGCUUCCGUCGCAAAAACAAGUUCACAAAGAUGGCAGAGCAUUUUGAAUACAAUCAUAUUCCUGCGCAACUGUCCUCAAUACAAAAUUUUCACGUUAAGAGUGUGUUAUGCUACCAUGACCAAACGGUCAUUUUACAUCUUGUUAGAAAUAUGAUGACGCAAUUUGGUAUCAUAAAUUUAAGUGAUAACAAAUUCAUCGGAGUAUUUGGAAAACAAUCUGUUGAAUUUGUAAACGAAGCAUUACGAGGGCAAAUCAGUCCGGAUGGGAACUAUUGCAUAUUGAAGAUACCAAGCAUUCGGAAUGACAAUGCGAGUACCUAUGUGUACCAAAUGUAUGACUUAAAAAGCCGGGAAAUGCUGCAUGAAAUAUCCCUUGCAUUUCACCACAGCCUCUUUGCGUUUGACCCUCGUUUCACAUCUUCGCGUAUUGCAGCGACAAGCUUUCAGAAAGGGGAAGACAACAGUUUAAGUUUGGUCCAGACCUCGAACUGGGAAGUACUCGCUACAAAUUCCAGACUUGACGAUACAAGAUGGACACUCCAUCCAACGCUGAAAGACCUGUUCUAUUCAAAAGACGGUAAUCUGAUUUUUGCUGUCAUGGUUACUGACGGAUGUCAUUGCAGAGAGAGGAAGGCUCGACGCUAUCCUCCUAUUGAUAUCAGUGUUUAUAUUUUCAACUCGGACAAUGCUCAAACCCUUAGAUGUGUGCAGUACAGCCGCUACACCUGCGGAACGCAUUCAUGUCCCGUGAAUUUUCUACCCGUUUUCUCGAAUUGUGGAAGCCGCAUGGCUAUCGUCCUGAAUGAGGCUGAUUCUAACGUAGACCAUUUGCAAAUCUACAAACUGCCUACAAUGGGUUCUCUUCAAAACAGGUGUAGAGUUAAAAUCAUGCAGGCUUUUACACCGGACAUGAUUCCAAAACUCCCCUUACCGGCAAGACUUAUCCAUUUCUUGCAGUACCAACCAGAAUAUGGUUAAAACAAAGGCGAACCUAUUGUGAAACAAGAGGAACGGAGGCGUUUGAGGAUUAUUACAUGUUUUAAGAAGUAUACCAAAGGCUGUCGGCACUAGUCAAAAUGGCCAGUUUAGAAUAUCCAAAAAGGGAUUUUCACCCUUAGAGAAUCCCUUACAGAUAUUCAAAAGGACUAUCAAAGAUCUGCGAAAUUCCCUAUUAUAACAAGAAAGAUCUAACAUAAUAUUUGCAUCUUGAAUGCAUAAUGUCUCUAGUCAAAGAAAAAGAAAUUACUUAGAAGUUUACAACUGUUCUGUGCUGCACUCAUACAUGACUACAUGUUAUUACAUAGUGCUUGAUGUUCUUAAAGCUUUGAGUUUUUUAAUAGCUUUAGAACGUGCUUACUCAUUGCUUGAAGUGCUGUAUUACCAUGAUAUGCAUCUAGGAAUUUGAAAGUGCUUUAUAUUUAUGAGUAGUUGCAUGGACAAAUAGUGCAUUGAAUGAAUAAGGACGAGAAAAUGAUGCAUGCGUAACUCUUUUGUUUUAAAAUGCAAAUUUGCAAGUAUCAAAAAAAGCGAAAAAUCUGUGUUUUGAUGAAAAGCCUGCUCCAUGCACUCAAAUUAAUGAUUAGGAACCACCAAUCCACCAGCCAUUGUCCUCAUCAACGUGAACAUUCUCUGAGGAGUUGAAGAUGACCACAUAACAUAGUCUUUUAUCAACGUGAACCCCGGGACCAUAUUAGCCAACAAGUAGAUUCCAAUAUGUGAUAUACUGCCGUUUAGAGAGAAUAAUUCUAACGGCACGUUUUUUUAAUCGCACCUUUUACGAUCUUGUUUAGAUGACGUAAUUGGGUAAUUUGCUAUAAUUUUAGAUGCAGAUAUGAGAUAAUCUGUUGAGAUAAAUGCACACCAAGCGUCACAGUUUUUAACACAGCAUAGUUUCAACAUACAUUACAGGUGGCAAUUGAUGUCAUUUUAUUAUUGAAAGGGCUGCAUAGCAAAUUACUCCAACUAUCAAAUUGUAUAUUUCUAUAUCCGGUGUUAUGAGUGAACUUUACGUCUAGUUGUGCCAUUAGUGUGUUCAUACUUUUGUCAAAAUCUUUCUAUAAUCAGGAUUAAACCAAGAUACAAUGUAGACGGAUUUUGUUGUUAGAUAAUCAUAUAUUUACGAUUUGUUAAUUUUCCAGAGUUUUCAAUUAAGGUUCAUUGAUACUCUGGUAAUAAACUACAUUUUUGUCACUGUCCAACAAAGGUUGUCAUGCAAGAUAUGCUGAAAAUUGUGUCCAUUUCAAUCGUAUAGAUUUCUUUUGAAAAUUGUCUCUUUAUAAAUUCUAUACGAACAAACAAGGGAUGAUGAGCGUUAACUUGUGUUUCAACCGUAAAGAAAUUAUCAUCAAAAAUCUUGUACACAGAUUGUUUGUUUUGAUAAACAGACGGAUGGAAACACGGUUGCUUUUUGGAUGAAGGCAUUUUAGAUUUAUCUGUGUAUGUGCAUUCUAUUUUAUCCUAGAUGUUAUAGUUUUAACUGAAAGUGAAAAGAACCAUUAUACUAAUACUCGAUAAGUGGUUCUUGAUAUACUCUGAAUUUGAAGCCAAUAACAUACGGGUUAUUUUAAUGUAACUAUCUAGUCGCUCUUGUACAAUCUUUAAGGCGAGCAGCGCCGUAUUUUUCACAUUCAAGCUUAUAUUUAAGACGUCUUUAAGUACGAGGCUUUAAUGUGUUUUCAGUAAAGAAAACUCGUGAUAGAUUAAAAAUCUGUUGAAUUUAUAAGUUGUUAUAUCAUUGUCUUUCUUUUCUUAUAUUAUUGUCAAAAUAAGUGCAUCAUCUUGCUCCAUAACAUGUAAAAUAUUAAUAUAAUAACUUGUGUACUGAUAAUUGUUUUGGUUUUAUUUGCAAGUUAAGUAAGAUUUUUUGUAAUCACAAGUUGCAUUUUUUGUCAAAUGUACAUACAUUGUAUGUUGAAAAAGAGGAACCAAAAUAAACGUUGCCAAAGUAUUUUUAUGGAUGUGUGAUUUGAAAAAAAUCGAUAAGUUUAUUGUUUACAAUUUUCAAAGAAUAGUUUCAAAACAGUUGACAAUAUACUCGAAUCAAGCUUCUUUUGGUUUUUAUUCAUCCUGUUUUUUUAGAAAAAAAAAAGAUAUUAAUAUUUGUACAAGAAAUAUAUUUUCUCAUCAAAAAGUAUUUUUGUAUUCCAAACAGAGAAAUUGGUCGACUAGUGUUAACUUUUUCAAAGAGCACCAUUUUUCGAAAUGUUUGUUGAAUCUUUAAUAACUUGAUCUUGGCAUAUGAGUUUUUAAUGAAAAUGAUUGUGUUUUCGAUUUUUAUAUGACCUAGGUGUCUUUUGACUUUCAUGUAUGUAGACGCGAGUAUUUGUUGUUUUGAGGCAUGCCUUUGUCGAGUACAACGCUUAAUAUAUAAACUCUAAGAUCAAGGGUAAACUUGUGACAAAAUCUAUGAAAACAAAAAUAUAUACUGUUAAUUAUAAGCGGCGUAUGCACUUAAUUGUUCAAUAUCUUUUGAACCUUGAUCUACAUGAAUAACCUUUACAACGGAUGUGAAUUAUGUGUUUGAACAUUGUUCAUAAAAUUAUAUACUCUACAAUGUCCUUUGUAAAUGGAUUUUUGAUAAUUUUGAUUCUUUUAAAAGUAAAUGAAAUUCUACGUUUAAUUGGAUGUUGACCAAUUUUGAAUACAAAUUUUUGGUGAUAUUGUAACUUAAAGCAAUAUGAGCUAUAUAUAUCUUUUUAGAAUUUUAUUUUGCUGCAAAAACCUGCUAGUACAUAAAAGGUCUGCAUAUAACUUAAACUUUUAUGAUAAAAAAGACUUGAAAAAAUCAUUGAUUUUUGUUUAAGGAAUAUAUAACAGAUCAAUUUUUGUACAGGACGACAAUAAUUCAAUUUUGCCCCGAUUAAGGCUUCUCAACGGCUUUUCCCACAAUAAAAUGCAAACAGAAAUUUAAAAAAAAAACAUAAUAUUUUUUGUCAUUUUAGUAGAAAAUAACAUUUUCGUAAAAAAAAAAAAUUUCAACAUGAAAAUUGCAGCUCAUAUUGCUUUAACUAUUUAGCAUAGAUUCCACAUAGCUUGACGCAACAAUGUGUGGAGACAGUUUGCAAUGUGCAUGCGCAAUAGUUUCACCACUUAUCGUAAAUAUUAUACUCUAUACAAGAGUAAUCUCCCGUUUGGUUGUUUUAAGAACUUUAUAGUGAGUUGCAGAACGCAAUAUUCUUUGUUUUUGUUGCUUGUUAAUGAAAAUAAGAUUCGUUCCCAAUAAAAGGGGAAAACCUC